Messenger RNA from Pygoscelis adeliae (Adelie penguin), 1361 nucleotides. RefSeq names its product RCD1 required for cell differentiation1 homolog (S. pombe) (gene CNOT9). NCBI's taxonomy places the organism in Eukaryota, Metazoa, Chordata, Aves, Sphenisciformes, Spheniscidae. The record is from RefSeq and is a predicted model, not a curated record. Gene Ontology annotation, biological process: mRNA catabolic process; negative regulation of translation. The transcript is spliced from 8 exons. The coding region runs from base 1 to 909 and encodes 302 amino acids. Gene Ontology annotation, cellular component: CCR4-NOT core complex; P-body; CCR4-NOT complex.
AUGAAGGUACAAGUUUUCUUGUCUCCCUCCCAGCCUGUGCCAACAGCGCUGGCUCAGGUUGACCGCGAAAAGAUCUACCAGUGGAUCAAUGAGCUGUCCAGCCCCGAGACGCGGGAGAACGCGCUGCUGGAGCUGAGCAAGAAGCGUGAGUCUGUGCCUGACCUCGCCCCGAUGCUGUGGCACUCGUUUGGCACGAUCGCAGCACUCCUUCAGGAAAUUGUAAAUAUUUAUCCAUCAAUCAACCCUCCGACUUUGACAGCCCAUCAGUCCAACAGAGUCUGCAAUGCUUUAGCUCUACUACAGUGUGUUGCAUCGCACCCUGAAACGAGGUCGGCUUUUCUGGCAGCUCAUAUCCCUCUCUUCCUGUACCCCUUCUUGCACACAGUUAGCAAGACACGUCCGUUUGAGUACCUGCGGCUCACGAGCCUCGGAGUGAUUGGGGCCUUGGUGAAAACUGAUGAGCAAGAAGUGAUAAAUUUCUUAUUGACAACAGAAAUUAUCCCCCUGUGCUUACGCAUUAUGGAGUCUGGCAGUGAACUCUCCAAAACGGUUGCUACGUUUAUUCUUCAGAAAAUCCUUCUGGAUGACACAGGGCUGGCAUAUAUCUGUCAGACUUACGAGCGGUUUUCCCAUGUUGCCAUGAUACUGGGUAAAAUGGUCCUGCAGCUCUCCAAGGAGCCGUCGGCACGGCUGCUGAAACAUGUCGUCCGCUGUUACCUUCGCCUUUCCGAUAACCCCAGGGCACGUGAAGCUCUCAGGCAGUGCCUUCCUGACCAACUGAAGGACACCACCUUCGCCCAGGUCCUGAAGGAUGACACCACCACAAAGCGCUGGCUGGCUCAGCUCGUCAAGAACCUGCAAGAGGGUCAAGUCACUGACCCACGGGGCAUCCCUCUUCCUCCGCAAUGACUGCUGGGGGAGGUGGGGGACCGGGGAAGAAACAGCUCAGGUUUACAAAGAACCAGGAACAGGUGACCUCUUCCGCAACAAACUGGGCACGCCAGCUGGCUGCCGGCCUGUCGGACCAUCCCACCCAGCCAAAGGGCUGCUCUGUAGCAGUGCAGCAUGCCUCCGGGGAUCGCAACACCAGCAAAUGCUGAUACUACAGCUUCAAAAAAAAAAAAAAUCAAUAAAAACAAUCUGUAAAGAUCCCCAUCUCUCCAGGAGGCUUGGCUGGCAUCUCUCCCCCCACCGCCAGGCAGGGGGUGGUGCAGAUGUCUGCUCUUCCAGCUAGCUCAGCCUCCACCCAAGUGGCGUGUGACACGGGGUGUGCGCGCCACGUCCCUCCAGUUCCUUGUCACUUCUUGUUUACACGUCUGUUUAGAUGAGUAAGCUGAAUAAAAGCCGAUCCAGUUGUUUUA